GAGUUGAAUGAAAACGUGCUAGCAAGUAAGUAGUGCUACUUGAGGGAAGCCAAAUGCUUAGCCUAGGCCGUCACAUGAAAAGUGGCGUAUAUAUAUACCCAUGUAAAUUGUAAUGAUGAUCUGAGUUGAUUUCGGUGGUGUGGAAGUGAAUCGAAUAACAAACAGAGACAGAGGAUCCAGAAUUGAAAUGCCUGUCCGAAAGUUUUCACAUCUCUUGUGUCUGUUUUUGUUGUCUAUGAUUGUUGUAGCUUCGGCGAGUGGUUACGGCUACGGCUCGAAACCGGAUGUGGAGAGCUCCAAGUCCUCGGGUACAAGGAAAAAGUUUCUCCCGGGGGUGUUUAGCGUACAGGGGAUGAUUUACUGCAAAUCCGGCUCUAAGGUCUUCCCACUCAAAGGAGGCGUGGUACGGAUAACAUGCCUAGGCAUCGACAAAGACGGCUACGAAACGGCUCCUUUCUCCAUCUUGAGCCGCCCAACGGACGCCAACGGCUACUUCUUCUCCAAGCUAUCAUCUCAGCUGCUGGAAGACGACGGCGUCAAGAUCUCCCAGUGCAAGGUCUUCCUACACAGCUGUCCCCUCAAAACCUGCCCAGUGGCGACCGACGUCAACAAGGGCUUGAGCGGUGCGCCGCUUUCUGCUUAUCGACCCAUCGGCUUCAACAACAUGAGGCUGUACUCUGUCGGGCCAUUUGUCUACAGUUCCGAGACCCAGAAAAGUUUCCCCUACGGUUACUGAGAGAGAGUCCAAGUGUGUGGGCCUACUCUUAUUUUGUAGAUUAUACAAACGUCUAACCCAAUUGUUUUAGGCCCAAACUACUUGGGCCUUGGCCCAAUUAAAAAACUUGGGCUUGGUUUUUCUGGUAAACUUAUUAGUAUUUGGACUAUGGGCUUCUGGUAGUGGAAAUUUUGGGUGGUUGGUGUCAUGUUUUUUCAA
Molecule: messenger RNA, 934 nt
Organism: Sesamum indicum (sesame)
Lineage: Eukaryota; Viridiplantae; Streptophyta; Magnoliopsida; Lamiales; Pedaliaceae
Gene: RHS13
Product: root hair specific 13
Cellular component (GO): cell periphery
Source: RefSeq, a predicted model, not a curated record